Messenger RNA from Haliotis rufescens (red abalone), 612 nucleotides. Its product is annotated as vitelline envelope sperm lysin receptor-like. The transcript has 6 exons. The record is from RefSeq and is a predicted model, not a curated record. The coding region runs from base 1 to 612 and encodes 203 amino acids. NCBI's taxonomy places the organism in Eukaryota, Metazoa, Mollusca, Gastropoda, Lepetellida, Haliotidae.
AUGUUGCGACCGAUAUCCCAACAUAUGGAGGUGAGACUGAUAGCACCAAUGGAGGUGCAGCACAACACGGGACGCGAAAUGGAUGUUCUUGGCAAUGACUUGACAGGGUCUGACCUUCACCUGGUCAAGACUGUGCAACUCAAGGCCGGAAGUAAAGGCGAACAGGGAGAGAAAGGCUUCAAGCCCGUGUCAUGUGAUGCUGUUGGUGUGAAGACAAAGAAACGAUACCCUGUUCUAAGGGCUGGCUGCGGUGACGGAAUUAUCUUUCAUCGGAACCAAGGGUUCACCACAACUGGCCUUACAUCCGUCAGUCCCUACUUCCCUGCCUUCAACGUAGCCUCCGACCCAGUCCUCAGAUUCGAGUGCAACUUUACCUUCUGUGACGCGGUCUGUGAUGGGAGCAGCUGUAAAAAUGCCAAAAUUCGAAGAUCCAUAGAAUCUGAAAAAAGCCGAGACCCACCACUCAUGCUCACAACGCAUACCAGUGACUUCAUGCUCCCAGUCCCGAGAACGCGGAGGUCUGCUACUCAGCACAAGCUAGACAAGAUCCUCCAGAGAAGAAGUCAAAUUCAAGCCAAAUACAAAAAGAAUUUUACACUGUGGUGUUGUUGA